Messenger RNA from Phytomonas sp. Hart1, 3786 nucleotides. The record is from the annotation of a GenBank genome assembly. NCBI's taxonomy places the organism in Eukaryota, Euglenozoa, Kinetoplastea, Trypanosomatida, Trypanosomatidae.
AUGCGCCUAAGCAGACUAUGGCGAAGCGAUGCGACCAACGAUAUUCAGCAGCUUCUCGAUAAAUGGAAGAAAAUUUCAACAGCCUCGUCGUUUACAAACCAUCCCGCCGACGAUAUCCUAAACUUACUGAAAGAGACAACCCAAAUGACCGCCUCUUCCAGCCCGUCUUCUGCAAAGGUGACGCAAUUCCCUACCCCUAGUGUACCAGCCCAGGUACUACUCGGGGAGUUGAAGAAUUCGGUCUUGAUUUGGAGGGCCCUCCGCCGGGGCCGGAUUCCCUGGGAGGCGACCAGCGCCCUGAUGCCCGUGCAGCUUGCCGUGCUGUCGGCCUAUCAGCGGGCGUACGUCGAACAACGGAGUGAACGCCGUCCGUGGGGAUUUUCCAGGGCCGUUUUGGACUCCUGGCGGAUGGCGGAUCCCGAUCUGAGGGACGUCCUGGAGCGAUUGCGGCGCUGCCAUACGGUGGUGGGCUUCGCCCAGGAGGUCUCCGCGGCGCUGCGAGGCCGACCACACCUCCGCCAGGUCCUCCCAGUCCCUCCGAAUGUUCUUCAACAGCUUUAUCAAUUGGGGAUGCAAUCGCCGUCCAUCUCACGCGAAUGCCAUCCAAUGGAUACGCGCUCGUCCGCUCCCAAUAACGCCUUGCUGGCUCUAAACCUCUGUAAACAACUCGCCCUUUCCACUCCUGAGCUCCAUUCAACCGCCGUAAGGGAGCGGUUAGUGAUGGAUUAUGCUCAUUUACAUGCUCAUAGUGGGGAGUGGGACCAGGCCCUCUCGAUUGUUCGAUCAAGCAGCGUAGUUCGCCUUUCGACGAAGGUGAGCUUUGUGAAACAUGCGCGUGAUCGAUCCCUCUGGGCGAGAGUGGAUCUUACGGCUCGAGAGGCUCCUGAAGCUGUUAUCGCAGCACCGCACUGGAGGCAGGCCCUUGAGGUUCUUAAUCGCUUUGCAGAUAACGAUGAUGUGCGAUUGGACUUUCUCUCACGUUCUGAUGUCAUUGCAGGGUUGAGUGAAUCUCCCUCGUGGAGUGAGUGCCUUUCUAUUUUUUCGAAGAUUACACCGGACAAGCAAACGUACGGAGCUUUACGGAAAAGCAUUCUAGAUCGGCUUCCGCGUAAAAACCCAGAGUUUAUUGUUCAGAUGGCACACGCACUAGCGCACGUUGGACCGCGGAUGUACUCGGGGACAUUUGCUCGUCGUCUAGAAAUGUUGAAAAAGAAGUGCAGCUGGGCAGAAGCCAUCGCGUUGGCCUGCGGCGCGAAAUGCUAUGAUCUGGCUUCAGCUUUAACCCCACAUUUGCUGAUUCCUAAUAUAUAUAAAUUACCUGCAGAUUUGAUCACCUAUGAGAAGGAUGUCUUGACACUUCUGCAAAUGCGUUCUGGAGGAAAAAUAACAUCACCUGCUUGUGAUACCAUCACAAGCCCAAGUCAACCUGAGGUUGACGUAAAUCAACUCACAUAUCCACAGCUCCUUGCACGUGCACUUUACGGGGAUUGGCGUGGCAUUUUACAUUCACCAGUUGCGCUGUCAAAUUCGCGAUUGCGUUCACUUCUUGCGGCGAAACGCAUAUCUGAGGACAAACUAAACGAUGUUGGUGAAGUCGAAUGUCACUUAUUUGAAAAUGCUGACGUAACCCAACUCGUUCUUUCUUGCGCAUCUGGGAAGAACCUUCAGUACUUCUUGAGAGUAAUUCCAUCUGCCAUGGACGCGGCCCUCAGGAAGAAGUGUGCCUCUCUUUCAAGAGAUGCCAAGGUGGUCUCCCCGUCUGACGCUUAUAAGAAUUUUUUAAGUUCUUCAACGAAGGUGGUUACAACUGAGGACUGCCAUGCGUUUUGCGAUUUGGUUGUGAAUCAUAUACGUACUCAAGCCAGCCAAGGAUCUUGUAGUCGUGAAACCCUCUUACUUCGGGAACUGGCGCGAUGCUGCGCGCAAGGGCGAGUGCAGCUUGCCUCAUCCGAUACCUUCGGCCUUGCGUUGGCUUUUUUGAGGGCCUGCAGGAACCUGAAGUGUCGGCCAGAGUCAACCACCGCGUCCAAGGCGUUCACAAUGAUUCCUUCGCCAAAGUUGGAUAUCAACCUUCCCGCAAUGAUUGUAGGUGUGAAUGCGCUAAAUCUUUUGGGAAAAUGCCAGACCGUGGCGAACGUUUAUACUCGUUGGCGUCGCAAACAGUGCGAGAGGGUAUUGCCAGAUCCUCCGAGCAGGCAGCACGUGGAGACUCAUCAGAUGCCUGAUAUGAGGGAGCAGCUGGCGGACGUCUUUGCACGUAUGGUGUACUACACUCCUUACCAUCAACAGAUCGGAUGGGCACGCCGAAUUUGGAGAGACCAGCGCAAUAAAUUUAGCAUUUUACUUCAAGAGCUGUUAGUGGGUGACACCCGUGAAGUCUCAAGAAUUCUUCAGGAAACGUCAACCCUUCUCAGUCGGGGCGAAAAGGAUCACCUUAAUACCGAAAGGCGUCUCUCGAUUCACGCAAAAGAAGUUCUUAUACUUGAAAAACGGAAGCUGUUGGGUGCGAGUUUCUGUAUACUGCACACCGAAUCAGCCCUGCAUAAUGUGGUUCGAGCUUGCGGAAAAAAACGUGCAGAACCUGGCGAUAUCGACGAACACGGGUUUCAGCGUCUGAUAAAAGUUCUCCCUGGACAGGAUGCGGCUGAGGCCAUCCUUUGUCUACACGAAGAAAACUCAGAAACUGUCGAAGAUCACUGGUUGGUUUCGAUCAUGGCAAGUCCUCACGUCUCCGCUGAACAGUUAGGGAGGCUUCGCGCCGCGCGACCGUACUCUGCAGUAGUCUCAAGCGCAUUCAAGGUUGCCUCAGGAUUAUUGGAAAAUAACCCCACUGGGGUUCUUAAAGGUCUGCUUAGAUUGGUCAUAAUUUCAGAAAACUCCAUUUUACAACAUUUUUUAUACGCAGCGCUUGCGAAGUUUAUGCAACACAUGUGUGAGAACGCAGAACUCGAGUGUGUCUUCAAAGCGGCUACCAACGUUGGGGAAAAUCAGAAACUAGCCAGAGAGAUUUACAAUCGUUUGUUCGGAAGCGCAAGCCUCGUAAGGACUUUAAAACACGAUCGCAAUUCUCUUACAAUGCUACUCAAGAAUCCGGAAACCCUGAGUCCUUUGCUGCUUAUGGGAUACCUCCACCACGUUCUGAACCGUUCCUUGAAGUAUCCCAUUAAGGCGUCUUUUUCCUUUCACAUGCUGCGAAUGACCUCGACCAAUACGCACGACUGGAUGACGGCAAUUUACUUUUUUAAGUGCAUUCGAUCGCCAAGAAUGGAGGAGCGGUGUUUGGUUGUGUGGGCCUCUCAGGGCUCCCCAGACGCCACGCGUUAUCUUGUUGGCUGCCGCCGUUUUCUUCAAGGCUGCCCGGAGCAGGUUGUGGUGUGGUGCGAUGAGAAACUCAAUCCAUCUGAGAAAUGGCAAGUAUCGCUUCGCCUUUUCGAGGCUGUGGCGGCGAGGUCAGUUUCUGGGGAAGAACCUCCCAUGAAGUCAGCCGAAGAAACGACGUGCUCUUCAGAGAAGGUCGACCAUGGCGAAGCAAAACCAACUCAUCCGGAUGCGUCUGAGAGAAUCCUUCAGGACCUUAUUUCCAAAUGGACUGAUAUCGAUUGUGUGCGAGCACUAGAGCUUCUUCGACGUACUGGAUUUGUGCGUUGCCAAUCAAAGGGGAAGGGAGGGGACACAAAACCCGGACCACCACCGAGCGAGUAUUAUGAGGAGGUGUCUGAUAAUGGGAAUGAGCUUCUUGUAGUUCGAAUGAUCCGAGCUCAGCAACAGCGAUGUCUGAUGUCAUGA